Molecule: messenger RNA, 1668 nt
Organism: Capsicum annuum
Lineage: Eukaryota; Viridiplantae; Streptophyta; Magnoliopsida; Solanales; Solanaceae
Product: homeobox protein Hox-A10
Exons: 1
Coding region: 135-1262 (375 amino acids)
Source: RefSeq, a predicted model, not a curated record
CCCCACCCCACCCACCCCACGCACCCAUCAUACCCCCACCCCCUCUCUUCCACUCCCCAAAAUCCCAUCAUUUUCUCCGUCCCCAUUUCAGAUCAAGAACCCAAAAAACCAAAACGAAAAUCCCCUGAAAAGAAAUGGAACAUCACACAACAACAAGCAGAGCAGAAGCAGAAAGACUCCUAGGGGUUGCAGAGAAGCUCUUACGUGAAAAAGACUUCGCCCCAUGUAAAGAUUUUGCUCUAUUAGCACAAGAAACUGAGCCUUUACUCGAAGGACCUGACCAGAUCUUAGCAAUUGCUGAAGUACUUUUAGCUUCAUCAAAGCGUAUCAACAAUCACCAUGAUUGGUAUUCCAUUCUUCAAAUCCAAGGUCGUACUGAAGAUUCUGAGUUAAUCAAGAAACAGUAUCGUCGUCUUGCUCUUCUCCUUCAUCCUGAUAAGAAUAAAUACCCUUCUUCUGAUGUUGCUUUUGGUCUUGUUGCUGAUGCUUGGGCUGUUCUUUCAGAUCCCAACAAAAAGGGUUUGUAUGAUAACGAACUUUCGCUUUUUACACGGGUUAAUAUGGUGCCCGGUGGUGGUGGAGGAAGAGGCGGCCGUGGGAGGCCGAGGGGUAGUUAUAAUAAGCACAAGAAAGGAGAUGAUAAAUUGCCUGUCAGGAGGAGUAGUAGGGCUAGUGGUAAUUCGGGUCAGAGUCCCAACCCGAACCCGACUCCUACCCCGCCCCCACCUAAGGCGGCGCCGCCAACACCAGUGAGUAGUGGGAUAAGGGGACAAAGGGUGGUGAAUUUUUGGACUUCGUGUCCUUACUGUUAUAAUUUGUAUGAGUAUCCUAGGGUUUAUGAAGGGUGUUGUUUGAGGUGUGAUAAGUGUAAGAGAGCUUUUACUGCUACUGAGAUUUUGACAAUGCCACCAUUGGUGCCAGGGAGAGAAGCUUAUUAUUGUAUUUGGGGUUUUUUCCCAAUGGGAUUUGUGACUGGGAAUAUGGAGGAGUUGGGUAAUGGGAAAGGCACCGCGACUGACGCUGCUGCUGCUGCUACUGGUGCAUUUCCUACUUGGAUGCCACCUAUGUUUUCGUCUGAUGGGAAUGCGAAUGUGAAUGUUGCGAUCCCGAAUGCUACUCCUCUGGGUCCGGUUCCAGUUCAGGCUGCAGCUGCAGCGCCAGCGCCAGCACCAGUGAGGGUUCAGGCUCCUGUUUCUGCUGCUCCGAGACCAAUGUCGUCAACUGGACCUAAGAAAAGAGGUAGACCUAGGAAGUAUAACUAAAAAAGGUUUGAUUUUUAUGGUUUUCAAAAAUGAAUUGCCUCAAGAAUUUUUAGUGUAUGGAAUUAAUGUUUUAGUGGGGGUUGAGGCAGAUGAAUUGGUAAGGUUUACAUGAGCCAAGAAUCUUCGUAAAUUGAAUGAUCUAAUGUCGUAGUAAGUUGAGCAAAGUGAGCAAAAGUUGAUGCUUUUCUUCACUCAUAUGAAGAAGUAUGUAACUGCACAAUGCUUCUUCUAAUUGUAGAAAUUUCUCGUAGCUUGUUGUUAUUAGAUGUCGUUGUGUUUGUAGAAAUUUCUCUUGUUGUUGGUAGGCUUCCGGGGUUUUGUAGGCACUGUAUUUAUUCGAUUCUCAAGACUUGUAGACUCUUAUGUAGUUGAAUGAUCUUUUAUGCCGAAUUUCUAAAUUCUCGUA